AAAGGUAAUAUGGGGAUUUCGGUUAUGUUGCUGAAGGAAGGAGGUGCUGGUGCAGCACUGCUUUCCUCUUCCAGCUUCUGCAAAAGCAACUAAAUUGCCUCCGUUCCUCUGCUCAUCUUGUUUGUUUUCCCCUCCAGCUUGUCUCUUCUACUGCCAAAAAAAAGACUGCGUGGAAACUCAGUUUCUCCUGCCUUGCUCUGUAUCACUGGCCUGUUCCUUCUUGAUGUGAAAAUACAUGAGGUUUUAGUCCAGCCAUAUAUAUUGGAGCUAACAGUGCCUGUGGAUGUUAGCCAGCCUGGGAAGGAGCCACCAGCUGCUUGAGCACAGCUGGAUCCAUGUGGGGGGGCCUGUAGUCAGUGGCGUUGGGGCUUGUAAGAUGAGACAUAAAGUUGAUAGACUGUUACAUGGAGUGGGAAGGUGGAAAGGUGGCAAUGCCCUCUUUGGAUUUCAUAAGGGAAAGUUUCCUCUCCAUGGGCCAGGGGAAGGAUCCUGGUACAGCCCAGUUGCUACUGAGCCUUGGUGACACUGUCUAAUCCUCUCAGCAUCAGUCUGCUUUUCCCAGUGUUAUUCUGCUGUGGGGGAAAACACUGAAUACAAGAGAUUAGAGAAGCUUGAGAUGGAGAGAGUGCAGCAUCUGGUUUUGUUUUAGCUAUGGGCUGAGGUGUUUAACAUUAUAUUUUUGUAUAUCUGCUGGAACAAUGUCCUGUGAAUGCAUUCACCAGUUGGUAUUUCUUGCUGCAGGUGGGAAUUCAGUGUGAAGUUAGGAUCCCCAGAAGUCACUGGAAAAUAAAAGAAAAUUGAAGUAAGCUGAGUGAGCAAACUGCAGACCCUUUGGGAGAUUGAAAAGCGAAGUUAAAUCUUCCAACAAAGACUUUGGAAAAUGUGGACAAAGUGAAUUUAUGUGAAGGUUGGCACAUGGAAGAUGGAUGGUGACAGCUCCACAACAGAUGCUUCUCAGUUAGGAAUUGCUGGAGAUUACAUUGGUGGCAGUCACUAUGUGAUACAGCCUCACGAUGACACAGAAGACAGCAUGAAUGAUCACGAAGAUACAAAUGGUUCAAAAGAGAGUUUUAGAGAACAAGAUAUAUAUCUUCCAAUUGCAAAUGUGGCAAGGAUAAUGAAAAAUGCCAUACCCCAAACAGGAAAGAUUGCUAAGGACGCAAAAGAAUGUGUACAAGAGUGUGUAAGUGAAUUUAUCAGCUUUAUAACAUCAGAAGCAAGUGAGAGGUGUCACCAAGAGAAAAGAAAGACCAUCAAUGGAGAGGAUAUUCUCUUUGCCAUGUCUACCUUGGGGUUCGAUAGCUAUGUUGAACCUUUGAAGUUAUACCUCCAAAAAUUCAGAGAGGCAAUGAAAGGAGAAAAGGGAAUUGGGGGAACAGUUACAACUGCAGACGGUCUAAGUGAGGAGCUCACAGAAGAAGCAUUUACUAACCAGUUGCCAGCAGGCUUAAUAACCACAGAUGGCCAACAGCAGAAUGUUAUGGUCUACACAACAUCAUAUCAACAGAUCUCUGGUGUUCAACAAAUUCAGUUCUCAUGAUUUUGAAGAAAACUUUCCAUCUGGGAACAUGAGACGGAAAACCUGUGCAACUCUAACGAAGAGGCAGUUUUAAUGACUGGUGAAGAGAUUUAUCUCUUUGUAUAUUAAAUAGCUGUAAUGUAGCUACCAGAAGCUUGACUAAUUGAGGUGUGAGUUCUGACUCAAAUCUUUUUCAUGAUGAUUUUAAAGAAAGAAUUGGAUUUUAAAGGUAUUAAAGUAUUUUUGUUUUGUACAAGAGUUUGUUGCUCUGUAUAACUCCUGUAUGCAUUGUAUAUUGCAAUUUAUUACUGUCAGAGAUUUGUAGACAGUUUCUUAUUUUCAUAUUGAAUCAUGUUACUUUUGUAAUUCAGGUAAACAGCUGGGUUAAUUCAUGUUUGCCCUUUGAAUAAAAUUGUAAGGGUAAAGUUCAUUUUUGAAUGCAAGUUGCCUUUAUUAUAAAGAUUGAGUUAGUCUUGGUUAUGUAACUUGUCUUGCAUGACAGCUUCAGCUAACUUUACAUGUCAGCUUAUUUAUUGAAAUUUUGAAAGGGACUUUUUCCUCAUGAAACUAGCAGCUCAAGAGAAUUGCUGCAAUUGUUUUUUCUAACGUAACUUCUGAAUUAAAGGUUAAUCAAAACCAAUGAAUGCUCUACUACAUUUAGAGGUUUAGAGCUUAUCAACAGUGUUAAUGAAAGCACUGACUGUGCGAUGCAGGUAUUAUGUUUUUUUUUCCUUUUUUUUUUUCAGUUCCAUUAACUCCUUAGACUUACUUUGAUAUUUUUAAGGUAGUCUUUCUGCUAUUGAAAGAACUCUUCCUUUUUAUGUAUGGCUUUUAGAAUCCCAAACUUAGAAAUCCAAGGGUAGGGGGGAUUUUAUAGUCCUUGUGGUAAAAGAUCUCAUUUUAACUUUUUACUGAAAUGUUUUAAUGUUUCUUGUGAGCCUGUGGGAACUCAAAAGUGGUUGUGACUUUGUGUCCAGGCUGCGCGUGGUGUGUGAGUGAGUGUGUGUGCACGAGUGGCUGAACAAGUGAUACAAAUCUGAAAUGGAAGACAGACUUCAGGUUUGCUGUCUCUUUCCUGGUUUUGCAAUAAACUACCUAGGCAAUGUAAUUCUGUAUAUUUAGUGAGCUGUUCUUGGUAACAUUGCUGUUUCUUUAAUAAUUGGGUGGGUAAUUUUGUUGCCAUGUCUUAGCCUAUCUAGGUAGGGGUGGGGGUUUUAGUAGUAUCUUAUUCAGACUGAAUUUUGGGACCUUUGGUAUUUUUACUGUUUGCAGUGGGCUGAAACGUAAUAUAUUAAUUAUCUUCCCACAUACCUGUUAUUAAUUUAAGCAAACCACACCUUGAAACUGUUGCCAUAUGAAUUCUUGCUGGCUUUGUCUUUUCUUAAAAAAGAAAAGUAACAGUUUAAUAUUGGGAAAUUAGCAUAACCUAAGAUAUCCCAGGAGCCUGAAAUAGGCAGUUCUUCAGCUAAACAAAAAUUUUAUAUGCAGAUUGAGCAGUGUUUCUUACCAGCCAGCAUCCUGCUGGCAGAGCCUCUGGAGGCGAUCCAGUGUAUUCCGGGCAGUCUGUGUGGAUGUGCUGGGCUUUGUGGCAGCCUGUCGGUCUUCAGCAGCUAUGGCUGAACAAAUGGAGUUUCUCAUUAAAUGUAAAACUGAAUAACACAAUCCUUUCAUGAGCCCCUUCUGUUUGUAUUCCAUUUAUUUCAGGCCAGCAUAGCCUUCUUGCUGUUCCCAGAUUUGCAAUGGAAAAAAGCUGUGAUACCAUCUAAGGAGAAGCUAGGAAAGAUUUGGCAUUUUGAUGUAUAGAAAAUGGGUUGAGGUGAUCCCACACGCUUGAAACAAGCAACAUUUUUCAGGCUCCCCUCUCUGCUGUGACUUUAGGUUAAAGUGUGUAAAGUUUGUGGUUUAUACACCAUCAUGUGAGCAAUGAAGCUGAUGCUGUUUUUUUUUUUUUCUUUCUUCUCCCCUCACACUCUGAGGGACAGGGACAAAGCUGCAACUAACUUCUCAUUCUCUUCCUAAAACUACAGCAGUAAAAAUAAUAGUACAA
Messenger RNA from Ficedula albicollis (Collared flycatcher), 3566 nucleotides. RefSeq names its product nuclear transcription factor Y subunit beta (gene NFYB). The coding region runs from base 923 to 1540 and encodes 205 amino acids. Gene Ontology annotation, cellular component: nucleus; CCAAT-binding factor complex. The record is from RefSeq and is a predicted model, not a curated record. Gene Ontology annotation, biological process: regulation of transcription by RNA polymerase II. Gene Ontology annotation, molecular function: DNA-binding transcription activator activity, RNA polymerase II-specific; protein heterodimerization activity; RNA polymerase II cis-regulatory region sequence-specific DNA binding. The transcript has 8 exons. Lineage: Eukaryota; Metazoa; Chordata; Aves; Passeriformes; Muscicapidae.